Molecule: messenger RNA, 1842 nt
Organism: Nelumbo nucifera (sacred lotus)
Lineage: Eukaryota; Viridiplantae; Streptophyta; Magnoliopsida; Proteales; Nelumbonaceae
Source: RefSeq, a predicted model, not a curated record
AUGGGCACACUUGUAGCAUUGGUUAUAAUUCAGAUUGGAAUUGGCCUUUGUAUCCACAGAAGGAAAUCCAUCAAGAACACCACAACUUUAUCUCACAUGGAUCCUAAUUUCAAAGGCUUGAUCAUUUUAUCCUAUAGAGAAAUUAAGGAUCUAACUGGGAGCUUUAAGCAUUGUCUUGGACCAAAGAGGUUCAAGGGUGUGCUUCCAAGCAACCAAGCAGUUGCAAUCAAGGACUUGAAGGCAGCUGUAUCAGAGAAGCAAUUCAGGUUAUCUCAAGCAUACCGCAAUGGAGUUAUGCAAUUUAUUGAUUUUGCUUUCACUCAUUCUUCACAAGCAGAUAGGAUUUUAUGUCCAUGCAUUAGAUGCAAUAAUUUGUUUUGGGUGACUAGAUGGGAUGCACGUGAUCAUCUUAUAUGUGAAGGAUUUAGUACUAAUUAUACCUUUUGGAAAUUUCAUGGGGAAGAAAGUGCUUUUGUUAUGCAUGAAUCUGGUAAUACAUUGAAUGGUGAUCCAUGCCCAAAUGAUGACAUGCGUGGAUUACAACAUAAUGCAUUUGGCUUCUCUUAUUCAAGUGAUGAAGAUAAUGAUGCGGAGCAGAAACCUAAAUAUAGCAAUGAUUUUGAAGGUGGAAAAUUUCUUAAGUUGUUAGAAGAUGCAGACAAGGAAUUAUACCCGGGUUGUAAGAAGUUUACUAAACUUUCUUUCAUUGUUGGGCUGUAUCAUAUAAAAUGUAUUUCAAAUUGGAGCAAUCAAUCAUUCACAAUGUUGCUUGAGUUGUUGAAGGAUGCACUCCCCACCGGUGAAACUUUGCCAAACUCAUUCUAUGAAGUUAAGAAGAUCAUUGUUGACUUGGGUCUUAGUUACAAUAAAAUAGAUGCUUGUCCAAAUGAUUGUAUGUUAUAUUGGAAGGAGGCUGCCAAUGACCAAUCAUGUUCUAAGUGUGGUGCUUCUAGAUGGGAUGAAGCUAAAAAUUCAAAUGGUGUGAUAGGAACCUCAUCCUUAAAGAAUAAGAAAAUUGUAGCAAAGAUAUUAUGCCAUUUUCCUUUAAAACCAAGGCUUCAGAGGUUAUUUAUAUCAUCACAUACAACCACAUUAAUGAGAUGGCAUGAAGAGGGGCGCACAAAAGAUGGAGUUUUAAGGCAUCCGGUAGAUUCCCCAACUUGGAAGACAUUUGACAAUCUACAUCCUGAUUUUAAUGCAAACUGUCGCAGUGUAAGACUUGGUUUAGCAGCAGAUGGUUUUAACCCAUUUAGGACCAUGAGUAUUACUUAUAGCACGUGGCCUGUUAUUUUAAUUCCAUACAACUUACCACCAUGGAUGUGCAUGAAACAAUCAUACUUCAUCAUUUUUUUACUUAUUUCUGGUCCUUUCUUACCGGGUAAUGAUAUUGAUGUUUACUUACAGCCUUUGAUAGAUGAUUUGAAAGAAUUGUGGGAAGUUGGAGUAAUUACUUUUGAUGCUUCCACCAAAAAAUUAUUUCCAUUAUAUGCUGCACUAAUGUGGACUAUUAGCGAUUUUCCUGCCUAUUCCAUGCUAUCAGGGUGGAGCACCAAAGGGCGCUAUGCUUGUCUUUGUUGCAAUAAGAAAACAAAUGCCCAGUACUGUUAUAUGGGUCAUCGGAGAUUCUUAGAACAUGAUCACAAGUUUAGAACUGACAAAAGAUCAUUUAAUGGAAAGAAUGACUUCAGAACUGCUCCACCUACAUUACAUGGGUCUGAUGUUUUAUCUCAAUUAGAAGGUUUCGUUAAUACUUUUGGUAAGAAGCCAAGUACCCCUACCAAUGAAAGCAAGAAAAGGAAGGUACAUAAUAAGUCCAAACAAAUUGAGGAGCAAGAUGGGUAG